AUAAGAUAUUUGAGAGCUUGCAUAUCCCAUGCUCUUGCUUCAUUAGGCAUCGAACCCAAGUCAAAGGGUCUCUUUUUAUGGGUGGUUUAUGCUUCUAGAGGGAGAGAGAUGCGAAGAAAUUCAAUGGCUGUGAACAUGUCAAACACAUCACAGGUGAUAGCUGAUGAUUUGAAUGUGAGGCUGGACUAUUUUGAAAACAGAGUGGCAUUUGCACGGUUGUUGUUUCCUGCGGAAGCCAAGCUUGCUAUGGAAAUGGCGGAUCAUCCAACAUCAGACUCUAGUGGGAACUUACGAGAGGUCGAUUUGAAUGAAACACCCUCUGUACGAUCCGAAAGACUCCACGAAAAAUUGCGAGCCCUAAUUAAAACAGUGGAUAUGGGACAGCGCUUCUCCCCCCAUUGCUCAGAAGUUCUUGAUAUGUUUCUGGAUGAUGAGACGGACAUGGCUGAUUACUUCCUUGAAAAAGGAACUCCUGAAGAGGAGAAAAACAAGAAGAGGAUGCGCUUCAUGGAACUUAAAGAUGAUAUACAGAAGGCAUUUUGCAGGGAUGUGGCUGAAAACCAGGGUCAGUUUUGACAGCCUCAUCAUCAUGGAUCCAGCUCCUCUUAAGUGAGGAGGAUGUGAAUUUACUUCAAUUUAAUAAAAUCUAGGCUCUCCGUCUAAUCUAAAAGUUCUAACAAGUGACACAUCACUCUUCCACAAAUUUUUGGUUUUUAGUCUUAACCACAGUUAACUUGCCGUUAACCCUAGAGAAAAAAUUAGGAAUUUUGCGUUUGCUUGCUUUGUGCUUCCAUGGCAAUUCAUGGUUGCAUGAAGAAGAAGAAGAAGGAAAAAAAAAAACUGCUUGCAUUGAAUACAGACCCAGGCCACGAUGGUUCACAACUUCAGAUAAUGGAUUACAUGCAUAAUUUUAUGUUUUUUAGUGUACAAUACAUGAUGAGGGAAAGCUGAUGACUACCUACAUAAUUGGAUAAGAAUCUUACAUAAUCUCUCAGUGGCUCUUUCUUUGUGAGCACAUAAGGACCUUGUCAACUACUAUUUUAAUGUCUUCUUGCUUUCUAGAAAGAAUGAACAAUUGAAUGGUAAGUCAAUAACAGCUAGCACGAUUUUUUAUUUCUUUCUUUUCUUCAACCAUGGAUGAGUUGUCAUGGAAGAACAGAGAAGCAAACGCGCACAGCAACUCCAAGCCAAAUCCCAAAUUUUUCUUUUUCUUUUUUGGCUAACGGCAAGUUAACGGUGGUUUAGACGAAAAAUCAAAAAUUGGUGGAAGAAUGAUGUGUCAAUUUGCAGGACCUUUAGAUUAGACGGAGAGUCAUGAUUUUAUGAAAUGAAGUAAAUUCACACCCUCCUCACUUUAGAGGGGCCGGAUCCCAUCAUCAUCCUUAUUAUCUCUGAAGGAGGGGGUUAAUCACUUAAUCGUCGAUGAAGAUUUCGCCAGAAAAAGUUCUUUUUUUUUACGUAAUUUGUGUUUCUAGAUGAAAGGUGUGUAUGAACCUAUAAAGACAAAUUUUUGUUGGCAAUAACACAUUUGUGGACGAAA
Molecule: messenger RNA, 1540 nt
Organism: Rosa chinensis
Lineage: Eukaryota; Viridiplantae; Streptophyta; Magnoliopsida; Rosales; Rosaceae
Product: BTB/POZ domain and ankyrin repeat-containing protein NPR1
Exons: 4
Coding region: 109-576 (155 amino acids)
Biological process (GO): defense response to fungus; systemic acquired resistance, salicylic acid mediated signaling pathway; defense response to bacterium
Cellular component (GO): nucleus
Source: RefSeq, a predicted model, not a curated record